UAUCGUUUGUCUGGUGUAAUAGCAUUCCUCGGCCUGACCUUCUAUAUACGGCCGUUUGCUAUGGGUCCUGGAGUGACUUUCCCCAAGCGCACAAAUGCAAAACUGCUCUCCACACGGGUUAGAACGCGUCAACCCAUACCCACUCCCCAACCCUACCCUCUUCCCCUCAACAUCGCAAUAAUGGACUACGCAAUCCCACAGAGGCAUCUUGUGCAAGUCACAGCACCCCAGCCCGACAAUGGACUCGCACGUCAGUGACCUACGAUCCCUCGUCGAAAAGAACCUUCACAGUGUCCUCGCUUCAACAAUCCCGUUUUUAUCGACACAUUUAACAAGCAUCGGGUCCGCGCUUUGGAAAGACCCCGCGAGAUAUAUUUCGAGUACGCACGAACACGAAGAAGACGACUGGAAUACGAGUGGAAUGUCGGCUACUACGAGUAGGAUGGGGAGUAUUACCGAGGGGGUUGCGUCGGCGCCACUGAAGAUAAUGGUAGCAGCGAACAAUUCCCCCGCCGCCUUCUGCGCGCUCGACUACGCGAGAAGAUUAUGUGAGAAGCUAGGGAAUGUCCAGUAUGAUCUCCUCGUUGUCUACUUUGUCGCGCUGAACCCGCAGCGGAACGUGCCGUACCUGGACCACCUCGAACGCGCGUACAACAUGGAUAUCCAGGACACGGCCGAGAAGGACGUGGGGUUGUGCAAGGCGUAUUUGAAGACGCAUUAUAAUGGGCGGGUGAAUUAUCGGUUUUUGGAGGUGGAGGGGGAGGGGGAGACGGGGCCUUUGAUGGAGGAGUUUGUAAAUGAGUCGCAUUCGGAUCUGGACUUGUUUAUCAUCGGGACACGCAACCUGGGUACAUUGCAACGAUGGGCAUUCGGUUCCGUAAGCGACUACGUCCUGCACCACCUCUCAUGCCCCGUCACGGUCGUCAAAGACCCCUCAACGCUCGAACACGAUGAUUGAGGGCGUUCCCCCUGCAUCCCACAUAGUUCCAUCUGCUCUCCUUCCUCCUUCCGGCUAGCGCAUAAUCAGUCGCCCCGAAUCUGUAUCUAGAAAUGCGUUCCCCUCCCGGGGCCUUCCGAUUUUGGGCCAAAUGCUCCUUUUUUUUUGUCCUUUUCCGCUUACUUUUCAAUAGUUUUUGGGGCGGGAUGGGCCGGUCA
Molecule: messenger RNA, 1155 nt
Organism: Fimicolochytrium jonesii
Lineage: Eukaryota; Fungi; Chytridiomycota; Chytridiomycetes; Spizellomycetales; Powellomycetaceae
Exons: 6
Coding region: 239-958 (239 amino acids)
Source: RefSeq, a predicted model, not a curated record